Miscanthus lutarioriparius is the source of this 351-nucleotide messenger RNA. The record is from the annotation of a GenBank genome assembly. Lineage: Eukaryota; Viridiplantae; Streptophyta; Magnoliopsida; Poales; Poaceae.
AUGGCCGGGGGGCAGCGUCGCCGCGACGAGAUCGACGACGACGACUGCGCCGACGUGCUCGGCAUCGACGUGCGUGGUCCCGACGCCGACCCGUUCGACAUCCCCGCCAAGCGCGCCCCCGUCGAGCGGCUGCGGCGCUGGAGGCAAGCUGCUCUUGUCCUCAAUGCUUCUCGACGAUUCAGAUACACGCUUGACCUAAAAAAGGAGGAGGAGAAGGAACAAAUAAGGAGGAAGAUAAGGGCCCAUGCCGCGUUAGCCAUUAUGGCCUGCACUGCGAUGAUUUUGAUAGGAGGAGAUAUCGACACCAAUGUGACAUGUCACGAGUGUCACGUCCAUGUCCAAUAUAUAUGA